Molecule: messenger RNA, 2322 nt
Organism: Coffea arabica (coffee)
Lineage: Eukaryota; Viridiplantae; Streptophyta; Magnoliopsida; Gentianales; Rubiaceae
Source: RefSeq, a predicted model, not a curated record
AUGCCAGACAUAUUAAUAGAGCUAUUUACUGGUGAAACUGAAGAAGCAAUUUGUUUCAGAACCUAUGUAAGAACAUACAAUAGAUCAGGAAUGUUUUUGCAGUUAUACUUUCAUGAUACUGAACAUGAAAUCGCAAAUCGAUUGGCUUUUUCAACAAAACUAACUGAGAGCAUAGUGGUGAAACUCAUGGAACUCAUGAAAAGUAACCCGUAUGCUUGCUUUUUCCGAAGCCUGAGACAUGUUCCAGACUUGGACAAUUAUCAAAUAGUCUUGAAAUCUUACUGUCAAACUGAUCAGCGAGUCUUUAACAAGCCAACAGUAUCCCAAGUAGCUGCACUGUGGGUUGAAGGGUGGCAACCUGGAAUUCAGAGAUCUGGCACUGGUAAUCCAAAAAAAAGGAAAAAGUCAGUUAGAAAUCAUCAACAGACUGCAACUUUAACAAGCUUCAGAUCUGCCGAAGAUAUAAUAGAAUCAGAAGAGAAAGCUUUCAAGAACUUUGAGAAUUCAAAGGAGAAUGUGUCCAUGCGUGAAUACUAUGCAUAUAGGUUCCAGAUGAGGGAGAAAAAUAAACCAAGUAUUCUUAAUACUGCCCGUGCAUGUCAACAGUAUGUAGUGGACAUGUACGUAAAAAUUGAGAGUCAAAGGCUUGAUUUUUUCCGGCAUAGGCAACAACAAAUUAGGACUGAGCAAUUACAGGGUGUCAUGGAUUCUGUAGUUGAGGGCCAAUGUAGAGGUUCAAAAGUAGGGCAACGAGUAAUUUUGCCAGCAUCUUUUAUAGGAGGUCCUCGUGAUAUGAAAAGAAGGUAUGUUGAUGCUAUGGCCUUAGUUCAAAAAUUCGGAAAACCUGACAUUUUUUUAACAAUGACUUGUAACCCAUCAUGGCCAGAAAUCAAAGAAAACUUACUGCCCACUGAUGAGUCUCAAAACCGUGUUGAUCUUUCUGCUAGAGUUUUUCAUGCCAAAUUAGAAAUUUUAAAAGAAGAGUUGUUUAAAAAAGAGGUAUUGGGUAAAGUAGCUGCUUACACCUAUGUUGUUGAAUUCCAAAAACGUGGGUUGCCGCAUGCACAUUUCUUAAUAAUUUUACACCCAGCGUCUAAAUUAUAUUCAACGGAAUCCUAUGAUCACAUAGUUUCUGCUGAGAUUCUUGACAAAAAAGAGCAACCACACUUGUUUAAAAUGGUUCGCAAGCACAUGAUGCAUGGUCCUUGUGGCGACAAAAAUGCAGAUAAUGUGUGUAUGCAAGGUACAACAGUUAAAAAAUGCAAAAAUCAUUAUCCUAAACAGUGGGCACAAAAGACUACACAAUCUGAAAAUUCUUAUCCAACAUAUAGGCGGAGGAGUAAUGGAGAAAAGGUAAAAGUUCGAGGCCAUGAAUUGGAUAAUAGAUGGGUGGUUCCAUAUAAUCCUUACUUGUUAGCAAAAUUCAGUUGCCAUAUGAAUGUUGAAAUUUGCUCAACAAUAAAGGUAGUCAAGUAUACUUAUAAGUACAUAUAUAAGAGACAUGAUAAAAUACACUUUGCUGUGAAUUCAGAUGAUAGAUCUAAAGAGAUAGAUGAAAUUAAGGAGUACCAAUCAGCAAGAUGGGUUUCUCCUAUUGAAGCCAUUUGGCGAAUUUACAGAUUUCCCUUAUUUGAAACACAUCCUGCUGUCAUUAACCUUCAGCUACAUCUUGAAAAUUACCAAUCUCUGACCUUCAAAGAUGAUGCUGAUCUUAGAGAUCUUUUGAAAAGUAAAUUUGCUAAGAAAAGUAUGCUAACUGAAUUUUUCCAUAUGAAUGCUACUGAUGAGAGAGCCAAAACAUUGAAAUGCACAUACAAAGAAUUUCCUGAACAUUUUGUGUGGAAACCUAGUAAACGUAUAUGGGAUAUUAGGCAACAAAGAGGUUCAAUAGGCCGAAUUGUUACAGCAAAUCCAAGUGAGGGUGAGAGGUACUUCUUAAGAUUAUUGUUAUUGAAUGUAAAAGGGCCAACAUCAUUUGAUGACCUGAAAACUGUCGAUGGUGUUUAUGUUAAUACCUUUAGAGAAGCAGCAAUAAUGAGAGGAUUAUUUGAAUCCAAUAACCCUCAAGAGCAGUGCCUAGAAGAAGCAGCUUUAUACCACAUGCCAUAUAGCUUUAGAAGACUAUUUGCUACCCUAUUAGUUUACUUCACUCCUGCUGAUCCAAGAAGUUUAUGGUUAAAAUUCAAAGAAUCUAUGUCAGAAGAUUUCAAUAGAACUUUGAAUUUGUCAAACGAUCAAGUCCAACAUAAAGUUCUCUAUGAGAUUAGCAAGUUCUUAGAAUCAAUGGGAAAAAACAUUAAUAUGUAUGGAUUAGUACCAUGA